AUGGGGUUCCUUGCCACGAAUAAUGCACAUAGCCCUUUUCGAAAAUCGAAUAACAGGUUCAAUUACAUCGCCACACUUGAAAGCAUAGUCCUCGAGUUCAAUCAGAUGUCUGGACCACUUCCUCAGGAGCUUGGUAACCUUACCCGCCUACAGAAACUGAGCUUGACGUCGAAUUAUUUUUAUGGGGAGUUGCCAGGAACACUAGCAAAGCUGACCACUUUGAAGGAUUUUCAGAUCGGGGACAACCUCUUUACAGGAAGCAUACCCAAUUUCGUCCAAAAUUGGAUACAUCUUCAAAAUUUAUUUAUCCAGGCUAGUGGUUUGGAUGGUCCAAUUCCUUCUGGCAUUGCUGUUAUGACAAAUAUGACUAAAUUAAGAAUUAGUGACUUGAAUGGAACUAAAGUUUCUACCUUUCCACCCCUCAAUAACAUGAGAAACCUGCAGUCACUGAUAUUAAAAAGUUGCAACAUUAUUGGAAGCUUACCAGAGUAUCUUGAGACAAUGAACAAUUUAACAACUUUGGACCUCAGCUUUAACAAACUAAGUGGAGAAAUUCCAAGCAACUUCGUCAAUCCAAGCGCUUCAAUUUCCAUGUACGGACUCUUAAUUCUUGUUUUUGGUUUCCUUGUGCCAGUUUUGGAUGUUGAUUCUCUGAAGCCACCAAAAUUAAAUUCAUUAACCGAUGACUUUGAAUAG
This is a messenger RNA of Camellia sinensis, 696 nucleotides long. The record is from RefSeq and is a predicted model, not a curated record. NCBI's taxonomy places the organism in Eukaryota, Viridiplantae, Streptophyta, Magnoliopsida, Ericales, Theaceae.